Molecule: messenger RNA, 4886 nt
Organism: Cricetulus griseus (Chinese hamster)
Lineage: Eukaryota; Metazoa; Chordata; Mammalia; Rodentia; Cricetidae
Source: RefSeq, a predicted model, not a curated record
GGAAACGCAAGCUCCGCGAAAGAGGUUCCGGCGCUGCUUGGGUUGGAGGAGACAGAAUGGAGACCGCGAUCGAAGAUCCGGGGCUGGACCACGGCCCGACGCUCACCUCGUCCUGGGUCGCGGCGUGCGGGUCGCUGACCCAAAGCCUCCUUACCCGGAUUGGGCCAGGUGCCCAAGACUUGAACUUCGAGCAGCUGUUGGCACCGCCAGCUCUAGGGUGCGCCGGGCCGGGACCGGGUGACAACCACGCUGCUGAGAAGCCGGGAGGAGCACGGGAGGCGAGCGAGCGAGGCCAGCCGGGCUCGGAUCUGGUGAGUCUGAAGAACAACCUGAGUCCCCGAGAUGAAAACCCCUGCUUCCUUUACCUGAAAUGUGGGCCUAAUGGGGGCGAAGAGAUCCUUUCAGUUGGCAUUCUGAGUUCAGCAAGAAACAUGGAAGUAUACCUGGGAGAGGAGUAUUGUGGAACCAGUAGGGGCAAGAAUGUCUGCACUGCCCUGGAUGACAGUGAACAUGAAAAGAUUCUGUUGUACAAAAAAUUCCUAAAAUUGGAAUCUCCCACACAUGCUUGUAAAAUAAAGUUGCUGUCCUUCGGUGAAAAGCAGUGUGUGCUCAUCAGUAAAGUUGUGGUGCACGUGAGACCAAGGUCAGCAAAUCCUUCACCAAGCUCUUCUGCUCUAGGAUCACGGAUAGACCUUGACAGUAUCCAAACCAUAAUGGAGUCCAUGGGGUCAAAGUUAUCUCCUGGAGCUCAGCAGCUGAUGAAUAUGAUUAGGUUUCAGCAGCAGAAUCGUCUUCCCAUUGGAGAUCAGCUUCAGUCAGUGCUGGGAACCACAGGACACAAGCAUCUAAUUGCACUGCAGUCUUCACCUUCUUCAGGAGUUGUAGACAAGGCAUCCUCUACACCUUUUCCUUUUAGAACUGGAUUGACACCUUCAGCCAUCACUGAAAAUUUAAAGGCUCUUAUUGAUAAAGGCACACAGCCACCUGGAGAAGGAAAUACCACUAACCAUGAUGAGUGUCACCUUGUGCCACAAAAUCAUUCCCUUCUUGAAAAUGAUCUUAAAAACGCAGUGUCUUCUUUCUUACCAAAGAAGGCAAGUGGCAACUCAAACGUGCCCAAUUCUGAGUUGCUGCCUUUUCUCCAGAAUUUAUGUAGUCAGGUCAACCAUCUCCGAGUGGGACAUAAUGCCAGGUGGCAAGAAAACAUCUCCAAGCCCCGAGAGAGCAUUGUCGGUGUUUCGAUGGAAGAGCAGCCUAUUUGCUCCUACUUGGAAAAGAUUCUUUCUAAAAACAUGGAACUGAUGGAAAAGAAGCUUAUGGACCACAUUGAUGAGAGGAUCUAUCAGCUCCAGGAGCACAUAGAUGCUAAAAUGGCUUUGUUAGUGGACUUGUUGCAAAAUCCCAACUCCCCACCUCCAGGGAUACCUCUAAGACACUAUGACUCCAGAGAAAGACUUUCCAAUGGAGAGAGAUGAGCUAUCGACAUACACAUCUAUUACAGAUAUUUAUUACAUAUUUAUUACAGAGUCAAAAUACAAAAAGGUUAUGAAAAUCAAGUCUUUAAUGUCCUUUGAAGGAUUAUUGUCUUACAUGGUGACCUCAGUGCUCGUUUUCAUUGUACUUGUUCCUGUAGAUUCAGGUCUGUGCACCAGCAGCUACUCUGAUACAGUCAUAAGUUAUUUUGCUUGCUAUAUUUUUCACUCUUAUAAAAAUGUAUAUUUGUAUUAUUCAAGUGUUUGGGAUGUGUAAGGACUUGUAAUGCAAUUCAUUAGUUUGUAUUGUAUAUUACAUGUUUGAAGUGAAUUUUUAUUUAUACAGAUACCUAUGAAAUAUAGUCUCAGGAGUAUGAAAAGAAUUGCUAUGAUUUUUUUUUUCUAAUUAUUUUUAGAAAGUUGGAUACCUGGACUCUUUCAUUUAGAGUACCAGUUUACACUUCCUGUUGCUUAUCUGAGGUGAAUAUGUGCAGUGCUCGGGCUGUCUGAGAUAGUUUACAGAGUGAGGAGUAGACCCGUUGUUCAUUACAGUGCAGCUAUAGAUUGCUUGUGUUCAAUCCUACUAUUUCAGAUUUGGUGCUGCAGGUGAAAUGGAAGGAAAUUCUUUUCUGGAACUGACAGGUUCUUCUCCCAGAGGCCUUUUCUAGCAUAUAUGAUGUGUGACAUUCUGAGAAUCUAAAACUCGGAUUAAGAUAUGUGAAUCUAGGGUUUUGCAAUCUUCAGCAGACUGAAUUUUCAGAACUUAACUGUUACAUCCAUGUUGGUAAUACAGCCGCACCUAAAUGGCAUCUGCUCUUAAGAUCACCAGGAAGUGAAUAGAACUCUUUUUAGCUAAUUUGCUUAUGUUGUUUCUUUCUUUCCUUUUCUUUAAAAAAAGGGGAUAUUUCGUACUUAUCCAUUGUUUUGGCAAACUGUUCUUUAAAAAGCCUGCUGGUUUUGACCACGGCAAAGGUGAUAGAGCAUAUAGGACACACCACACUUUUGCUGGUCUUUAGGUCAUGGUUGGUAGGAUAGUCAUACCAUGUGCAGGUGUACAAUGUCACUUCCUGAUCAGUGAGGAGAAAUCUACUCACUUAUGGCUUCAGUCCAUGGUUUUGCAGCUUUUGCUAGUUCCUCUCUGACUUACAGAAUACCAUCCAUGACUUAGUAGUGCCCUCAGGCCUAUAAGUCAUUAACUGGGGCUUCCUAGGUCUGCAAGGCAGGACCACACUCCUAAUUGAAGGCUGUGAAACCAUCUUAAUCAGCCUGACACACCUUUCCAGCCUCAUCUCCACUGCCAAUCCCUGUGUUCUCAUCUCUGAUCCUGUGACAUAGGGACUGACCAGGGAGCAAGAAGGGGCCAAUGGGAAGAACUCAGAGAAAAGCAAGAGGUGUAAAAGAUGGAAAUACAUCUCAUAAACCAUACAGUGUCUAUCAUAGUGUAUCGUGAACUCUGAAGAAUUUCAGCCUCUCCAGGCAGUCCAGUGUUGGAGAUGAGAAUAGCCUGAAGCCCACUAGAACAGCCCCCUGUCAGAAAAGAUGGCUCAUUGGUUUGUUUAUUUCACAAUUAAGUCUACACAUGCAUAUAUAUACUUGUUUCCUGACUUUUGUUUCUUCUUUUCUGUAGACUGUAACACUGCUAUAGGAAAAGUGGGGAGACAAGAACAUCCCCCUACCCCCAUACUUCCCCAGUUCUGAUGAAAACUGUAAACAAAACCCAUUUCUUUUUGCUAUCUCUUGACUUUUUUGAUAGAAGUGACUGUAGUAGAACCUCCAGAUUCAGGUAACAGUUUGAUAUUGAUAUGGGAUCCAUAAACAUCAAAUCGAGCUUGUAUUGAAAAAACAAACAAACAAAAAACCUUUUAAUUGUGGACAUCCGUGCUUGGUCUUUUGCUGUGCACCCUGAUGUGACAAAGAAAUGAAAUGUUCCUUGUCAAGUGGCCCUAGUCAAAAUAGUUUAAAAUAAGGCCACCAAGAAGAGCCUGUGCAUAAGGCUUGAGAAGUCCUCACUCCCUGCUGUGUGUACUUUUGCUCUGUAAUAAAACCGUCUUCUCUUUCCUUUUCUCAUCUCUGAAUUCUUUCUGAUGGUAAUAAGAACCUACUAACACUUAGUGGAGCUAGCAGGUCUUCUCUUAGACCUUCCUGGACUCUUAACUGCCUGUAGUCUCCCUAUCUAUCUCUGAUGACCUUGGGGGACAUUUAAAUGUCUUCACACCAAGGAUGCUUUUCUUGUCCCCCAGCUGCCCUCUGCUCAUACUAAGGACCCUUCUUCUCUGUGUCUUGUCUUGCUUGUGCCUCUUUGAAGCCUGAAUCUAAUUUAGUUUGGUGUUUUCCAAACAUGACUUUCCUUUCUGAAUUGAUAUGAUACUCUGGCCUGUGCACCCAAAUCUUUUCUUACAGAGCCCAGUAUUAUAGAACAGGAGGUGCUCAAGGAAAUAUUCUGUGAGAUAAGCUGGAUUUUCUACUGUUCUCUCUCUCUUUCUCUCUCUCCUUGUGUGUGUGUGUGUGUGUGUGUGUGUGUGUGUGUGUAUGUGGUGUGUUUCUGUGCCUAUGGGUGAGUGCAGAUGUGCACGUGGAGGCCUGAGUUUAUGGGUGUUUCUCAAAUCCUGUUCCUGCUAGAAUCAGCCUAAAAUGCAGGAUUCAGCUAGUCCCACCAUGUCUGGAGCUACCUCACUCCCUCUGUAUGACUGGGGAUGAGAUAGGAUCCACAGAGAAGAUUAUGUAGAGAGAAGGGAGCUUUCACUCUAAAGUGUGGCUGAAAUUUGAGAAUUCCAGGACAGUUACUACUAAUAUUUGUUCUAAAGGUUGCCUCCAUGCAGGCAAUAUUUCUUUCAUAUAGAAGUAUUCCCAAAAAAAGAAGGUUAAAAAACUGGCCAUGAUGGUGCACACCUUGAAUCCUAGCACUCAGAGGCCAAGACAGGCUGAUCUCUGUAUUGGAGGCCAACCUGAUCUACCUAGCAAGUUCUAAGCUAGCCAAGCCUACGUAUGUAGUGAGACCCUUUAGCAAAACAAACAAAAAACCUAAAAAGAAGGUUAAGGUAGCAAUAAACCAGGUUUAAGGCCUGAGUAUACAUGGCCUUGAGUAUGUCCUUAAUGUUCUGGAUAUUUUCUGGGAAUCCCACUAACAAAACAAUUAACUUUUAUUCACAGUGAAGAUAGCCCAAAUACCUGCACCCCUGUGGUCUAGUGUGUGACAGUUGUAACCCUUCCAGCAUUUACAUUUACCCUUUCAAGAUAUAAUUUUGGAAAUCAACAAAAUCCUACCUAUGACUAUUAUAAAGAAAUGAAGGAUGUUUCUCCCUUAAUCCCACCACCUCGUUUUUUUUGGGGGGGUGUGAUUUACUUUUCUCCCAGCACGCACCUCUCUAUUUCCUUUUUUUUUUUUCUUUUAAAAUAAACCACAACUCUGCUUCA